CUUCGAUUUAGCGACGCAAGUCGGCACAAGCAUUAUUAUGUUUUUUUUUUCUUCAACAAAUAACAAACAGAAUGAUAUUUAUGUUGAUUUGUGUCGCUAAAUGGAAGGCACCCAUAGAAUUAGAUAGAUCAAAUGCAUUUGAAUUAGGAACUACGUCACUGCGCAUUGCGCAUGCUUAAACGCUCAACGCUCAACGCGAGUCGCGAAGGAACCCCAAUAGUUUCUUAACCUCAACAACAUGUGACUUGUUUGUUUAGUUAGGUUAGGCGUUCGUGAGCAAUUGUGAGCAUUUAUGCGACGAGUAUAUGCGAGAGUGUGCGGCAAAUAUAUAAUAUUAAAUAUUUAGACUUUCGGCAUCUUCGGAAUUGGCAACGUGAUUAAAGUUACCUUCUGAUAAAAAAUUACACGUAAAACAAAAAAACAUAAGACAUUGUUAUUAGCGAUUAUUAAAAUUAUUCAAUGAAACAGUAGUAAAUGACAUUUGGAAUAGGGUUUUCAAAAUAAGAAUGUUGCUGAAUAUUGUACAAUUGUCACGUAGCGCGAUUCACGGCGCGAAACUUUUGGGAACAGUCAAUUUAAGGUCAACAAUUGGAUGCAAAUAUAGUACCAAAUGGAUUAGUCGAAAACCUGUCGCUAUUGUCAAUGAACAUGAGCUCUUUGAUACUGAUGACACGACCAAAGCUGACGAGCAAAGAACUAAAACACACAGGAAGAGACCGAGAGGCAGUAAACGUGAGAAGAAAGAAGACAAGAAGAAGCAGACGGAAAAUGAAGUUGAAGGAGGCACUGAUACGAAAAAAAAAUAUAUAGCCCUUGAUGCAGACGAUAAGCUUAUAAGCUCAUUAAUGAUAGACGUCAAAACGAAAAAGAAGAGAGAAAAGAAUGGCCAAAUGCUAUUGGAGGGCUCUCGAUUAAUUGAAGAUGCAAUUCGGGCAGGGACAGUGCCAAAAGCGAUAUUUUUCAGCAGGUUAUCCGACGUACUGCCGCUGUCACUUUCGCAAGAAGUGAAACUAUAUAAAAUUCCAUAUCGUACGAUACAGUUGUGGUCCAACUUGACAACCUCUCCUGGGAUAAUUGGAAUCUUCGAAAUCCCAGAUGUAGACGCUAAGGAACCAGCUGAGGAUGCUUUACCUUUGACUAUUAUCUGUGACAAUGUCAGAGAACCAGGAAAUUUGGGAACUAUUGUAAGAGCUGCUGCCGCAGUUGGUUGCGAAAAGUUAUUAUUGAUGAAAGGUAAUUUGCGCGCCAUUACUAAUUCCGUGGCUCGUUAA
Molecule: messenger RNA, 1271 nt
Organism: Wasmannia auropunctata (little fire ant)
Lineage: Eukaryota; Metazoa; Arthropoda; Insecta; Hymenoptera; Formicidae
Product: rRNA methyltransferase 3, mitochondrial-like
Exons: 3
Coding region: 507-1271 (254 amino acids)
Molecular function (GO): RNA binding
Source: RefSeq, a predicted model, not a curated record